AAAAUAUCUGAUCUCUCCAACUGGAAGGAAUCGUAGGAGCAGGAGUCAACUUAACUAGCCACUCCACUUCCACUCCUAUAAAUAACACACACCCAAAUCAACCCUGUCACCUAGGGUUUGUGGCGAUGGCGGAAGAAGCACAGUACUCAUCAGGAACCGACUCUGCGCCCCUUAAGCGCAAGUAUGAAGACCAAUCCACCCACAGGCCCACCGGUUUCUCCGCCCCUCUCUCUCCUCCUUCACCUGCCACCGGCAUCGAACUCGCCAAACAGCGUGCUCAAGAAGUCGCCGCUCGCCUCCUCAGUGGUGCUCCUCCUCUCGACGCUAAACGCCCCAAACCCGACAACGGUGCCCCUCCCACCGGCUUCGAUUCCCUUGAUGCAAAGCCUCAGUAUUCAGCUCCUUCUGCUGCUCCUGUCUCUUAUGGGCAUCAAGGUACGAGCAAGAAGAUAGACAUACCUAAUGGUAGGGUGGGUGUUAUCAUUGGCAAAGGUGGAGACACUAUUAAGUAUCUGCAGUUGCAGUCUGGGGCUAAAAUCCAGGUUACACGUGAUAUGGACGCUGACCCUAAUUCUUCGACUAGGAUGGUUGAGCUUAUGGGUACUCCUGAGGCUAUUGCCUCUGCUGAGAAGCUCAUCAACGAAGUUCUUGCUGAGGCUGAAGCUGGGGGUUCGGGCAUUGUUGCACGAAGAUUGACUGGGCAAGCUGGGUCUGAUGAAUUUGUUAUGAAAAUCCCAAAUAAUAAGGUUGGCCUUAUAAUUGGUAAAGGAGGAGAAACAAUAAAGAAUAUGCAAGGUUCAACUGGAGCAAGAAUUCAGGUGAUACCUCUGCAUCUCCCCCCAGGUGACACGUCAACAGAAAGAACAGUAAAAAUUGAUGGGACUCCGGAGCAGAUUGAAUCUGCAAAGCAGUUGGUUAAUCAAGUCAUCAGUGGUGAGAAUCGUCUUAGAAAUCCAGCAAUGUCUGGUGGAUAUCCUCAGCAAGGUUACCAAUCUCGACCACCCUCUAACUGGGCUCCGCCUGUUGCUCCAAUGCAACAACCUGGUUAUGGCUAUGUGCAACCUGGAGCAUACACUGGUCCAUCACCCCAGUACAACAUGCCUCAGCCACCAUACACAGGCUAUCCUCCCCAGCAAUCUGGUGGAUAUUCCACAAGUUGGGACCAGUCCACUGCAGCACCACACCAGCAGUCUACUCAUUCUGGUGGUUAUGAUUACUAUAGUCAACAGGCACAGCAACCACAAAAUCCUGGGGGUCCUGCCCCUUCAGCUGAUGGGUCCACGUACAAUUACAGUCAACAGCCUUCCUCUGGUUAUAAUCAACAGGGACAGGGUUAUGCUCAGGAUGGGUAUAAUGGAUAUAAUGCACCAUCCCAAUCAGGGUAUGGACAGCCACCGUCAUAUGAUCAGCAGCAAGGCUAUGGCUCAGCUACUGGAUAUGGUAGUGGGAGUAACCCAGCACAAGAGGGCCACACUGCUAACUAUGCAUCGCAGGGAGAUUCAGCUCAAGCUCCAUCCGUCCCACCGUCUACCAUUGCACAGCAAGGUUAUCCUACCAGCCAACAGCCAAGCUCAAACAAUGCCAACUAUCCACCUCAAGGAACUCCUCAGUCAGGUUAUGGGAUACCCCCUACCUCCCAAGCAGCUUAUGGCAAUCAACCACAGUCUGGUUAUGGAUCUGGUUAUGGACCCCCUCAAUCUCAAAAGCCAGCUGGCAAUCCACCUGUUUAUGGACAGUCACAGUCUCCCAGCACAGCAGGAGGCUAUGGUCAAUCAGCAUAUCCUGCCCAGCCUCCACCUUCUGGGUAUGCUCAACUGGAAUCUGGCCCUCAAAGAGCCCCACCAUCUGGUUUUGGUGGUGCAGUGCAACCAGGGUAUGGUCCUCAAUCAUAUGGUACUCCUCAGGGUGGUCAGCCUGGUUAUGGUCAGGCACCACCUCCAUAUGGUAACAAUUCUUAUGGUGCUGGUUAUACUCAGACUCCGGCAUAUACUAGUGAUAGUAAUGCCGGUGGAAAUAGUCGUGGAAGCUAUGAUGGUGCACCUGCCCCGGCUGUUCAACAGAGUGGUGUUGCUAAAGCAUCACCUCAGAGUUGAUAUUUUUGUGUUUGGUUUCUUUACUCCCUUAUGGGCUGGUUUUAUUAUGUUCUACCAUUUACUAUUGUAGGAGUGACAACUUUGUAGCAUUGCAUUGUUUAGAUGGAAGCAUUGGUGUAUUGAAAUUUUCUACUUGUAUUUUAUCGGAUGUCAGACUUGCCUUCUUUCUGUUAUUUGAUUAAUUGUAUUGACUCAUGCAGUUCGGCUUUGUUAUUUUUUCACGACCCAGUUUAUUCGAAACUCGGUUUUGAUCUGUUUAUAACUAUUUGGAAUAAGGAAUUGGGAGAAAGUGACGUCAUUUGAAAACUAUCAGGAUGAUAUAUAUAUAUAAAAUACAUGUAAUGUUGAGAAAUCGGUACACUUGUUGCGUUUUGCCUUUAUCAGAGGGUGUACGAGGAGGAUGCUCAAAUACCAUAAGUAACGACUCUCUGCAAGUGUAACACAAGGCAGGCUUAGAGAAGGGGGUAAGAAAUUUAAAUAAAGUAAAUCAUGAAUAUUGAUAUUGAUUUCAUGAAACGUCCGUGUGCUAAAUCCUACCCUCGGUUUUCUAUUUCGUUCUAGGGAUUUAAGAUAUCACGUCUUAUAGCAAAUUUUCGAUCAAAGAUUCUUGCGCAUAUGAAUUUUCCGUACGGUUAUUGAACCAAUACUUAAUAAGAAUCAAACAGUUUAUAAAGAAAUUGAAAUGUAGAAAGGAUGUAAAUAAAUAGUAUACAAAAUCCAACUUGUUCAGCGUUUAUCAUAGGUAAUCGAGUUAAACCCUACUUAUAAGAAUUGAACAGUUUGAGCAGAUAUUGAAAUGUAGAAAGGUGUAAAUAAAUAGUAUACAAAAAUUAACAACUUGUUCAAGGUUUAUUAUAGGUGAUCGAGUUAAUGCCUCUUGGCUCUGGAACUGAUUGCUGGUGACUAUUUCUUUGAAUACUCUAAAGUCGGCGUGCAAGUUCCCAUUAUGAUCAAGAGCAAAAAAUCCCUUCUUUAUAUCUGUGUUGUAUACUGUUGAGGUUGAAAUGAGUAAAAUGAAGGCAAAAAGACCAGGUAUACAAUGCUAUCGAAAGCUUCAACUAUAUAGCUUGCAGAUCAAAAUCAGCAAGCAGUUCCUAAUUUUUCUAAAUGACGUGAUUCCUGAAUGCCAUGAUCAUUUUUGGUGACAAGAACAAGAUAAAUGCCAAGAUUGAACCAAAGAACAUCUUAAUAAAAUAUCUAGCUGGGUCAUGAUCAACAUCUUCAGAGGUGCUGGUUGGUGCAUACAUUGCUCUUGCCGAUGGGAGAGCUUCUAUUACCGCAUCUGCCAAAUCUGUAAUAAAGGAAGGGUUAACACCAAGGGCAGGAACACGACCCCAAUUCUUGAUGCCAGAUUCAAGGGCCAAUUCCUUGUACUCCAUGUCAAUUUCUUCAAGGGUCUCAAUAUGCUCACUCACAAAACUGGGUACAAGAAGACAAGAUUACUUCCAUUCUCAAGGAUGUUUACAACUUUCAACAGUACAGUAACGAGUAACAAAUUGGAAUAUCCAUAUGCUACUGUCUAGAAUUUAAAUCAUCAAGAGUGGAAGAACAGUAAUAAUGUACCUUACUGGAACAGCUAAAAGACUCCUCACACCUUUUUGGCCUAGCUCAACAAGAACUUCAUCUGUAUACGGUUUCAGCCACUGUACAGGACCCACUCGACUCUGGAAAUCAGCCAACCAAAACAAAUGAUAUGAGAAAAAUAAAACAUCAUAGAAAGCAAGAAUACAAGCUAGCAAUUAAACAUGAAGUCACCAUUUAACUCGAUGUCAGAAAAGCAUGUCGAAAACAAACCUGAUAAG
Abrus precatorius (Indian licorice) is the source of this 3895-nucleotide messenger RNA. RefSeq names its product far upstream element-binding protein 2-like. Gene Ontology annotation, biological process: regulation of gene expression. Lineage: Eukaryota; Viridiplantae; Streptophyta; Magnoliopsida; Fabales; Fabaceae. The record is from RefSeq and is a predicted model, not a curated record. The transcript is spliced from 6 exons. Gene Ontology annotation, molecular function: mRNA binding. Bases 126 to 2093 code for a protein of 655 amino acids. Gene Ontology annotation, cellular component: cytoplasm.